AUGCUGUCGUGGCUCUCCGGGUUGCAGUAUACACGUGUUGCUGACAAGCUGCCUGAGCACUGCAAGGGGUUGCUCAACCGUUGUUGCCACGACGGCGACAUCCCCAACAAGGAGGACCCUGUCAUGGCCAAGUGCAUUGAGAGCCUGCCACUCACUAUCGCCAGAACAUGUUCACGCUCCACCACCCUGCUCACCGCCAUCCAUGGCAACGGCCACGGCUUCGACCUCGCCGCCUACCCAUAUUCGGUGGAUUUCUCCAACAACCGUGCCAGGCUCCACUACCCAGCUGACCCUGACGCACUGCUUGAUAUGCUACGUGAUGUAGUAUGUCGCUUGUGUAGAGUGCUCCACUUCCUGUACUCCCAGUGCUGCCGCAGCACCGCCCGGGUCAAGGGGUGGCGGGAGUGCGCGUACGGCCGGCAGGUGCAAUCACACCACUGGCAGUGUAAACAAUUCACUACUUACUCUAGUACCAGUACAACUGCUGCGACUACCACUACCAGUUCCUCCACCUCCACCCACGGCUGCCCGCCCACUUCGCCGCUCCAGUCGUUCCUCUCCGACCGCUGUCAAGGCCUUCUGCCGCAUACCCUCACUGCAUCUGACAUGACCAUUGAAUGUACCAACUGUGCCGCCAACCAACCCGGUCAGCAGUGCCUCACUCCGCUCGGCUUCUGGGACCUUGGCUUCGCUGCCUCCAUAAGUGGCACUGGCUGGGAUCUCGCCAAGCGCCUCGGAGAUAUGUGCCGUGACGCCGACUCAUGCCUGUUAGUGCUCUGUCGGACUCUGUCCUAUCUAUGCCCCGCCGCGCCCUCAUCACUGGCCGACGUGUUUGCAUUGUAUGCUCAGGUGCUACGGCAGUGGGACCAUCAUGACCGUGUUAGGCACCGUGGCGGCACUUACAGCGCCGCCGCCGAUUUCAUAUCGCAUCUCAACACCGACGGCAUCGACAGCCUCUUCCCACUGUGGACACAGCUCCACGGCAGCUAUGAAACUCACAGACUUACCACCGCCAUUGCAUCGCUCGCCGGGCAUGACCACAAAAGUCACGAUGCGCUGUCAAGCCUCUUCAACGACACCACUUGCAAGUCACCCCGUGGCUGCGCUCCCUACCUCCAACCCCUAGGACUCCACGCCUGUCACAGCUACCCGCCGAAGCACGCCGGGCUAUACGUCACGUGGACAAUCUACCUGGCAUGGCAGUUCUGGGAGUUGCUGGCAUCGCUGCUACACGCGCUGGGCAACAUCGACUGCACGGCUUCUGGCUGCGCCACAUGCCCCUGUAAACCUGGCACCCACGGCGGGAAGGACGCCUGCCACUGCCAAUCACUUGUCAAGUGCGGCGGACCACUGCCCACUUUCUACCGCUACGGAUUCACGUAUCGCAACGCAAAUCUCCUGGUCACCGACAACUAUGCCAUGCGCUGCGGAGACCUCAACACACAACUCAGACAAGUGCUGCACUCAGACCACUUCACCGAAUUGUUCCGGCGAAUAGACCAACUCAUAUGGCACAUCCGGAUGCCUUUCUUCUAUAGCCUGGUAGCACUAUGGUCUCUCGUGGCGCUGUACAUACUCCACACAUUCCUGUACCGCAUGGACAUCAUACGCAUCACGUCACAUCUACUGACCACCAAGGCCUCCCAUCUCAUCGACGUCAAGGCAAUACUCACUAAAGGCGGGAAGAUGCUAUCACUGUAUGACGCCAGUUAA
This is a messenger RNA of Babesia bigemina, 1713 nucleotides long. RefSeq lists its product as hypothetical. The coding region runs from base 1 to 1713 and encodes 570 amino acids. The transcript has a single exon. Lineage: Eukaryota; Apicomplexa; Aconoidasida; Piroplasmida; Babesiidae. The record is from RefSeq and is a predicted model, not a curated record.